GAAGAGAGGUUGGUGAGUGGAGAUCAGCAGUCUACGGAGGAGGGAGGUCCUCUGUAUUCCCAGGAUUCUACACGGGAAGAUCACCACUAUACAGAGAAUGAUCAGAAUGAAGAACGGAAAGACAUCAAAGUUGAGCAUAAAGAAGAAGAAGAAGAGAGGUUGGUGAGUGGAGAUCAGCAGUCUAUGGAGGAGGGGGAGAUGAUUAUGAAAUGUAAGCCGGAGGAAUUCUCUCUACAUAUCGACACAACAGAUGGACGGUGUUUCUGGAAUAUAAAUCCAUCGGAGGGACAUCUUAUUAUAUCUCCAGAUUGUAAGGCAGAAGAUACCGACAUUCCACAAUAUUCUCCCAAAGUCACCUCUGAUUGGUUGGUUAGAUCAUCAGAUCCUUCCAAUCCUGAGGAACCUUCUGAUAAAUCCCAUACUAUGACUUCAGAGGUCCAUCCAAGUUCUCACAGUGCUGACAGAUCACCAGAUCCAUCCAAUCCCCAGACAUCUUCUUCAAGCCAUAAGAAGGUUCACACAGGAGAGCGUUCAUUUUCAUGUUCAAAGUGCGGGAAAUCUUUCACUGCAAACAAAAACCUUCUUAUGCACCAGAGAAUUCACACGGGUGAGCGUCCCUAUCCAUGUUCCGAGUGCGGGAAAUGUUUCACUGCAAACAAUAACCUUCUUAGGCACCAGAGAAUUCACACGGGUGAACGUCCCUAUCCAUGUUCCGAGUGCGGGAAAUGUUUCACUCAGAAACAGCAACUUAUUGUACACCAGAAAAUUCACACAGGUGAGCGUCCCUAUCAAUGUUCAGAGUGCGGGAAAAGUUUCAUUCGAAAAUCAGUCCUGAUUUCCCAUCAAAGAAUUCACACCGGUGAGCGUCCUUUCUCUUGUUCAGAGUGCGGGAAAGGUUUCCUUAAAAAAGCAACCCUUAUUAUACACCACAGAACCCACACAGGUGAGCAUCCUUAUGUAUGUUCAGAGUGCGGGAAGUGUUUCAUUGAAAAAAAAAACCUUCUUCGACAUCAGAUAAUUCACACGGGUGAGCGUCCUUUUUCAUGUUCAGAGUGUGGGAAAAGUUUUACCCGUAAAGGAGAGCUUGUUGUACACCUGAAAAUUCACACGGGUGAACGUCCUUUCUCUUGCUCAGAGUGCGGGAAACGUUUCCUUAAAAAAGGAAAUCUUACCGAACACCAGAAAAUUCACAACGGUGAGCGUCCUUUCCCUUGUUUGGAGUGCGGUAAAGGUUUCUUUAAAAAAGAAAGACUUAUUGUACACCAGAGAAAUCACACUGGCGAGCUCCCUUAUUCAUGUUCAGAGUGCGGGAAAUCUUUCACUCAGGAAGGAGCACUUGUUAAACAUCAGAAAAUUCACACAGGUGAGCGUCCUUAUCCAUGUUCAGAGUGCGAGAAAUUCUACAUUCAUAAAAGAGACCUUGUUAAACACCUGAAAAUUCACACAGGUGAGCGUCCUAAUUCCUGUUCAGAGUGCGGGAAAUGUUUCAAUGCGAAAGAACACCUUGUGCAACACCAGAGACUUCACUCGGGUCCGGAUCUUUUGCUCAGGGGGGAGCACUCGUUGAACAUCAGAGAAGUCACACAGGUGAACGCCCUUAUGCAUGUCCAGAGUGCGGGAAACCUUUCUCUUAUACAGGAGGCCUUGUUAAACACCGGAGAAUUCACAUUGGUGAGCAUCCCUGUUCAUGUUCAGAGUGCGGGAAAUGUUUCAUUGUGAAAAGGACACCUUGUGCAACACCAGAGAAUUCACAAGGGUGAGCGUCUUUUGUCAUGUUCAGAACGUGGGAAAUUUUUCAAUCAUAAACAACAACUUAUUGGAAACCCGAAACACCAGAGAAAACACACCGCCGAGCGGCCUCAUUGCAUUCAGAGUGCGGGAAAUGGUUUACAAUAAAAAAGAAAAAAUCUGAGACAUCAGAGAGAACCCACCUGCUGAUUCCUAUGACAAAUGUACAAUGACUUUUUCAGGUGGAACUGAGUCUAUAGAACAUCUGAAGGACAGGAAAUUGUCCUUCAAAGAGGUACAUCCCAGGAGAAGUGAUAUUUAAUUUCUAGGUUUGACGGAGCGAGUCUUCCCUUGUCUUCUUCUAUUUCUUGGAGACUCUGAUGAUGGGACAUACCAAGAGAACAAAUGUUACCCUACGAGCCUCGGAUUCUCCUAGGGAGGGGGUCAGAUAGUCCCAAGUGGUGUACAAAGCACAUCACAGUACAUUGGGGGUAUAGGAGGAAUGUUUUAGUUUAGACACACCCCAAAACCUUGUGGACGGCCUUCCCAGAAGAGUUGAAGCUGUUAUAGCUGCGAAGGG
This is a messenger RNA of Rana temporaria (common frog), 2308 nucleotides long. RefSeq names its product zinc finger protein OZF-like. Gene Ontology annotation, biological process: regulation of transcription by RNA polymerase II. The transcript is spliced from 3 exons. The coding region runs from base 184 to 1719 and encodes 511 amino acids. Lineage: Eukaryota; Metazoa; Chordata; Amphibia; Anura; Ranidae. Gene Ontology annotation, cellular component: nucleus. The record is from RefSeq and is a predicted model, not a curated record. Gene Ontology annotation, molecular function: DNA-binding transcription activator activity, RNA polymerase II-specific; RNA polymerase II cis-regulatory region sequence-specific DNA binding.